This is a messenger RNA of Entrophospora sp. SA101, 579 nucleotides long. The record is from the annotation of a GenBank genome assembly. NCBI's taxonomy places the organism in Eukaryota, Fungi, Glomeromycota, Glomeromycetes, Entrophosporales, Entrophosporaceae.
AUGUAUGAUUGUAUAGAAAAACAAUCAGAUGCUUCCAAAAAAAGAAGAGUAGAGCAACAUAAAGAAUACAAUCCAAAUCCAACUAAGAAAUCUCGUGAACAUACUGGCAAAAAGCCAGAUUUUAGUUUCAAAAUAAGAAAGUCGUCAUCUGAAAUCAAAAUAAAAUUCAAGCUUCUUGUAGAAAAUGAAAAUAAGACAAAGGACGAUCGUUAUAAAUUGUAUCGGAUGAUGAAAGACAUUCAUGAUUAUAUAUUUAAAACAUAUAUUUCUAAAUUUAGUGGAGUAGAGAUUGUCAAAAUUGGACAAUUAGAAAUAUACAGAGUUCUUGUUACAGGUUUUAAAUUGAUUGUGUUUGUUCUUGACAGACCCGGAUAUGGAUUAUACAGAGUCCGAAAAGUUGAUGAGGUAAUUAUACCCGUAAAAAAAAAGGACGAUAAAAUUAUACUAGUACUUGAAUCAUUAAUGUACACCGUUAUGCAAACAAAGAAUUUUAUUAACGAUUUAUUCCGUAGCAAAACCAAAAAAGUCAACUUAAAAUUUGUUUCAACGCCAUCAACAAGCAGAUCACCUCCAAGAUGA